This is a messenger RNA of Racocetra persica, 645 nucleotides long. The record is from the annotation of a GenBank genome assembly. Lineage: Eukaryota; Fungi; Glomeromycota; Glomeromycetes; Diversisporales; Gigasporaceae.
AUGAAUAAUAAUCCAGGCAUUUUUAAUAAUACCGGGGAUCAAACUUCGUAUUUAGGAAUUCCUGAAAAUGAGUCAUUAUUUUUACCAGCAGAAAGGCCUAUUCGUCCCAAGCCUAUAGUAAAUAUGCCGAUUCUUAGAAAAAAGUUAACUGGAACGAAAACAACUGAUUUAAUCGAUCUUGAAGAAGGAGAGAGUACUAAAGAUCUAGACAUAGAAAUGAAAGAAGUUUAUAAAGAUCAUGAAGUAAAAAAAGUUGAACCACCUAAAGUAAAUAAAAAGAAAGAAGAUGUAAAAGUGGGUCAAAAGAAGAAUAUUCAAAAAAGGCUAGGCUCAGAAUGGGAUGAAAUUAUGAUAGAAGAAAGAGAUAUUAGACAAAUGAAUGAAGAAAUAAUAUUAUACGAUGAAGGACCUGUUGCAGGUUUUAUUUUAGCGCAAGAGGAAGACAACCGAUCUAUAUCCGAUCUAUUUAAUUAUUACUAUGAAAAAGGAAGCUGCUCCAAUAUUAAAUAUAAUAUAAAAGAAGUAGAAGACAACCAAAGAAAGCAGUUGUUGGAGUUACUUAGAGAAAAUCCUAAUCUUUGUGCUCAAGAUAUCUCUGAGUUGGGCCGGACUGAUAUAAUUCGGCAUUGUAUUCCUACCCAAGAU